GGAGGAGGAGCAGUAACCGGACACCGACCGUCGGAGAGGCUGAGGCCGGUCAGAGCGCAGCGGAGCCCGGCGGCAGCAGACAGCAGCGGGGCGGAGAGCAGAAUCACACCGAGGAGCAGCAGCCGAGCCACGCAGCGUGAGGCGGAGGCUCCGGUCCUCCCUGCCGGACUUUACCGGCCUUUAAGCCGCUUUCAGCGCCUCCUCCCGCCGCUGCGUUACCGGAGUUAAAGUGCUGAAGUAGCGGAGCUCCGAGACAUGAAGAAGAACAGCUCCGGGAAACGGGGUCCGGCGGACACGGCACCGCAGAACACUCCGCCGGACAAAGUGGGCUGGAUCAGGAAGUUCUGUGGGAAGGGCAUCUUCAGAGAGAUCUGGAAGAACCGAUUUGUGGUUCUACGAGGAGACCAGCUGUUCAUCUGUGAGAAGGAGGUGAAGGAGCUGGGUCGGGCUGACGAGGUGUUGGACCUGUCCGACUACGAGCGCUGCGAGGAGAUCAGAAAGAACAAGAGUCGCAGCAAAAAGAACCACAGCAAGUUCAGACUGCAGCGCUGCAGCUCGCCAGGGAACACGGUUCCAAACCUUGUCUUCCUGGCCGUCAGUCCAGAGGAUAAAGAGUCGUGGAUCUCCGUCCUGAACGCUGCCAUCACCAGAGCCAAGAACCGCAUUCUGGAUGAGGUGACGGUUGAAGACUCUCAGCUGUCUCAUCUGACUCGAGAUCGAGUGAAGAUUCCUCACAACCGCCGGCUGCCGACCAGAGGUCACUUGCUGGCUGUGGCCUCCACCUCGUCCUCAGAUGGGAUGCUGACUCUGGACCUGAUCCAAGAGGAGGACACUGUGUCUCCACAGGGUGCCGAUGGCUUCAGGGUUGACCUCGAUAAAUUCCGCCUCACACCAGACUGUCCCAGGUCCAAAACAGAUGGCACCCUCUCAGCUCGGACCGCUGAGGCUUCUGGGAAGUCUCAGAGCCUUCCCCGUGAGGUGGUGGUGGUGUGGGAGCAGACGGGCCCAGCCCAAACCCCCCAGGCAGGGAAACGUCUCACAACGGCGGAGAAGAACCGCUGCGCCUCCAUGGACGAGAUCCUGACACACUCAGAAACUAAAACUGUCAAAAACAAAGCACCGUCUCGUUCGUCAGCCUCAUCACCGACUGGCAUGGCAGCGCCCAUCAGCCAGCUGCAGGACCUCAUUGGUCAAAAGCUGGAGAAGACAGAGCAGCUGCUGAUGGAGGUCCGGACAGAUGGCGAGGGGGAGCUGGGGAAGAUGAAGAGCGGGACUGAUGGAACGCGAGCUGAAGCUGAGAGACUCCUGAAGGAGGCAGCGGCGGCCUGGAACCAGGCCCGUGAGGUUCUGGAGGAGGUAAAGGAGUUGAGGGUGCUGUACCGACAGCUGGACUCCACCUCUGCCAUCAGUCCCUCCAACAGCAACAAACUGAGCCCCGACCGCAAGAGCCUGAUGUAAACAGGACCGGUUCAGACUGGUAGGACCAGGGUUAGGCUAGUAGGAACCAGUUCAGACUGGUUGGCACUGGGUCAGACCAGUAGGAUCCCCUUCCGACUGGUAGGACCUAUGUCAGACAGGGAGGAACUGGUUCAAACUGGUAGGACCUGGUUCAGACUGGUAGGAACUGGUUCAGACUGGUAGGAACUGGGUCAGACUGGUAGGAACUGGGUCAGACAGAUCCAGUUCAGGUAAAGACACAAAGCUGAAGGCUGCAGAUGAAAAAUUUUAAAUUAUUUUGAUAGAUUCAGGUUUUAGUUUCCUGGAAGCAGAAGUGUAGCAGCUCAGUUACAAUUACCUGAUGAUCUUCAGAAACAUCCGGACCAUAAAGUUUCCAGUCGACUGAGUGAUGGUUGUUGACAAAGCAUUUUAAUAUUUGAAGGAAACUUUCUGUUGUCAAAGUGCAUGAAAAUGUGCCAAGAGGAGAGUUAAGGGUCCACAGCUUUGGAUCCUUCACGUUCUGCUAUGACGCUCCUUUAGAGGAACGUUUAUGCAGCUGGACGGUACGAAUGCAGAAUAUGGUGAAGCUGUGAAUCUCAGCGGUGAAGGCCUCCUCUGGACUCAUGGUUCUUUAACUGAUCGUCUUUACUGAUCUGUAGGAUCUUUAAGGAGAACUUUUAUUUCAAGUCACAGACGUGUGUCUGUGGAACAACAGAACAAAGAAGUGAUGACUGGAACAGUGGUGGACAUAUAAAUGGUUAAUUUACUCAUCUUUUCUGGAGCUUUCAAUGCUGUCUCAUUGCCUUCUUCAGGAAAAUGUGACCUGCUCAGGGGUCAUCAGUAGUUUUCAGGACUUUUGGUUCUUUUCGUUACACCUGCCAGGAGGUUCUGCUGUCAUAAGAUGUAGGUACGUUGCCUGGUUCUAAACCAGUCAGUGUUACUGGUUGUGGUCUUGUUUUCAGUUUUGGGACAUCACAUCAAAACCAGUCCCACCCUAACAGAACACCUGUUGUAACCCAACAGAAACUCUGUUCCUAAUGGACUGCAGAAACUGUGUGAUGUGAUUGAAAGCUCUGGAAAAAGCUGGUGAGCUUUUCCCUUUUCCAUAAAAAAAUUAAAAACGUAGAUUUAUUAUGAUUGUAGAUGAAGGAGUUUAUAGUGAAAUGAAGUGUCUUCCCUGAAUGUGGUCCCAGUUUCUUUGGGUUUUUUGGAUCCAUUUGAGUUUGUGUCCAACAGCAGUCAUCUGUUAGAGCUCAGGCUAAAACUAAUCAAUAUUUCCACAGUCACUUAACCUGUUGAUUGUUGUCUGGAUGAAUUGAUCAGCUGUUUGGUUAAAAACGUGGAUAUUCAGUCUACUGUCAUAGAGAAGAAACCAGAAAAUGUUCAGAUUGAAUCACAGAAUUUAGACUGUUUUUAUGAUAAUGAUUACUUGAUUAUCAAAAUAAUGGAGGAUUUAUUUAUCAGCUGGCAGCUAAUCAAUUUUUUGUUCAGCUUUAAUUUUCUAAUUUAUUCAUCCCUCAAAAGGCAAAGUUUUCAGGCACAAUUACUCUGUUACUCAAAGUUAGAAAGAGAAAAGUACACAGAAUAAAGGUACGUUAUGUCAGAAAGUCAGUUUUUUUUAGGUGUGUUUACCUGAACAGGUACUGCUUCCUCCUUCGUUUAUCCCAUUUCAAGUCGGUUCAAUGUUCUGGACCUUUAAGAUGUCUGAAUGUCAGACUUCUUUCUGAAUGUUUUCAGCAAUCACCAGCCUUCAAUCUCAGCUGUAGAUGUUUGUAAAGAUGUGAAGGUUCUGUUCACCUUUAAUUAUGCCCAACAAUCCUCAGUAAACCUGAAACACCUGCAGACAAACUGUCUGCGCAGGUAUCAGGACCUGCUACGCUAACAAAGCUAACAAACAUUAACUGUGUAAAACUAAACAAGUCCUCCCAACCUCACUUAAUUUUAAAUGAGAAAAUUAGAAUGAAAACCAGUAAAGAAAAAGAAGGCUAACAAGCCAGCUAGCUGUCCCUGCAACAACAGCAAGAGUAUGCUAACUGAGCUAGCAAACUGAUUUUGCUGACUUGGUUCAAAUUCAGUGUGGACAUUUUGUUUACAGUGUUUUUAGUCACCAACCUUCUGUAGUAACAGUCAAUGUCAUAAGUAGAAAACAAAAGAUUCUUUCAUGAGAUUUGGGAACGAUAAAGUCAUUAAAUAUUAUUUGAUUUCAUGCAGUUUUUAGAUUUCAAAAGCCAACAUUUUGAUAAUAGAAGUAAUUUUCUUCCAUCAGGUCCUGAUCCUGUUCAGACAAACGUCUGAACGUUUUUUUACUAUUUCUUUGUUUUGGUUCAUCACAACUGUAAUCUCCAUGAGUUUGUUAAGUGACUGUCGUGUUAAAGCGACACGUGAGGAAGCAAACAUGCACCUUUGCAGGUUAAAACAAUCACUCAGAGAAUAGUUUUAUUUUUUUAAGCUACAUUUUGUACUGAUGAAGCUGUCAGAGAAGUGAGAAGAUAAAAGUCUGUUUCAGUGGAUUCACCUGCACAGGUUUACCAGAGGCUCAACAAGAAGGUACGAAUGUGAACUUAAAUAAAACAGAACCAACAUUGUGUAACUGGAAAAUGUGGCUUUAGUGAGUGACGGUGGUUCUCUGAUGUUUCACCCGUUUAAUGGAUUUCAGUGGUGCUGUUUGUUCUGCUGCUGGAGCUUGAAGCCCAGAGGGGAUGAUGGGAGAUGUAGUCCAGUAGUGAAGCAGGUUCCAGUACUGUGAUCAGUUCAUGUGCUAAAAUAAAAGCUGCAAACUGAA
Molecule: messenger RNA, 4219 nt
Organism: Amphiprion ocellaris (clown anemonefish)
Lineage: Eukaryota; Metazoa; Chordata; Actinopteri; Pomacentridae
Gene: plekho1b
Product: pleckstrin homology domain containing, family O member 1b
Exons: 6
Coding region: 256-1458 (400 amino acids)
Biological process (GO): regulation of myoblast fusion
Cellular component (GO): muscle cell projection membrane; ruffle membrane
Source: RefSeq, a predicted model, not a curated record